GAAAAAUCUCAAACAAUCUAAAGACAAAAAAAAGCCAAAUCUUGAAAAUUUUAAUUCCUUUUUACCCUUGGGUGUUUCCAAAAUUGGAAGAUUAUCCUAGGAAGAGGAAGACUUAAAGUAAGCUGGUGAUCCAUCCCAGGAAACAUACCUGGAGAAUCAUCCAGGACAAAGGGUCCCAAACUCUGGUAAAAUCCACAGCUGUCCCCUCUCUACUCUGCCUGUGACAAACCAGCCCUAACCACAGGAGACAAGGUGAGGACAGUGUUCCUGACAGAAGACUCAUGUACCCUUAGGGGCCUGCAGAAGUUCUCAGGGGACCUGAAGGCCAUUCCACUACUCCGGAAAGCCUGACGGAAGGAAAUUCUACAGCUUCCCAAGUACUGAUGCCUUGGCCAAUGAGAUCAGUGUUUCUUGGCUCGAGGCUUCUAGCAACCCAGCCAGGCAAGGUUGGUGGUCUCAACUAUCAGAAGCUCCACCUGGCAAUUAAUUGGAUAUGUCCUUGGCACGUACAUCCCUCUGAAAUUCAUAGAAUUUUGAGAUUUGGACGACUUCAGUUAUUUCUCCAUCUGGGAUGAUGAGCAACCUAUCAUCACUGUCAAAGCCCCACGACCAACCCCCAUGAUCAGCCCUCCUUACACUGCACCUUGGAAUGUACCAAACUUUAAAUUAUCUCAUCACCAAGAACUAAGAGUGGUGACCACAAAUUCCACAAAUUCCUGCAGCUCUGCACGCCACUGGCAUACCCACAGGACCAGUUCUCCAUGCUCCUUGGGACCACAGGCACCUGGGCCCACCUAGUGCGCUACCAUCCCACUCUCCUCGACCUCCACCCUUGGGGAAGGCGGCAUUGAUCAGGAAUUAAGUGCCUAUGCUCAGGGGCAGGCUGCCCGGGCUCUGUCUCCACACCUUCCUUACAGCUUGUGAAACUAGGGCUGCCUGCCAGGCAUCACGUGACUGUCUGGUGCAACAGAGGUGCAUAAGGCAGCCCUAGCCUUGAGGAACAGGGCUGCAAAGAAUGAUGAAUCACUGGGAGAAGCGCUGCAGCAGCAGUGAUGGAGGGGCGAAGCUGGGGAGACAAGGAAGGGGCGAGAGGAGCAUGAGCAAAGGCACUGUCGGGGAUGCUGCAGGCUGCUGAGCACCACCCUCUCACUCCCCCAGCUGCCGGGAGCAAUGGAUGCUGAUGGCUCAGUGGACUUGCCCUUGGCUGGAGCGAGCUGCCUUGCCCAAUGUUAGGCUCCCUCCCCAGGGGAAGCCUGAAUCCAGGGAUUGGUCAUUAGGUGACUACAAAGGGCCGGCCCCCUUGCCUCAGUUGAGCACGACACUGAAGGGCCAACCCAGCUGCAGAGGAUCAGCCCCACAGGCUCAGCCGAGGCCUCUCAGGUCAGCCCCUUCCUCUACCAUUCCUGGUCCCAUCACUCCAGGAGAGGUAUGUACCCCCAAAACCCUUCUGCACAGAAGCCUACCUCAGAGCGUGUGUCCCAGGGAGCCCAAGACAUGUGGAGGCGUGGAAGUGUAAAGGUACCUACCGUGUUCCAGAAAGCAUGGAAAGCCAUGUUCUAAGGCUGCUGGGCUAUAGGAUGUGGAGAGUGUAGGACUCCUGUGCAGGCGUCUCCUCCUGCAUUGUGAUCUGAACAUCCAGUGAUGGACAUGUAUCUACUUUUUUUUCAGGAAUCUAGCCUGCAACUCUGCCCAGUGCCACAGAGGCCUGACCCAUUAUAAGAUUAAACUGCUUACAACUUUGGGGAAAGGGCAGUUUAGAACCCCAAUACGUAACAACAAAGAAGUGUUUGGGAUCAUUUUAUUGAUGCUUUUGGAACGUCAAAGCUAAAAAGCAGCCUUAGAGCACAUCCAGUCCAAGAACCCUCCGUUAUCACGUGGAAAUGAAGCCCCAGAGAGGUGACGUGACUUCAGGUGAACGCACAUAGGGUCAGGGCCACCAGCGGAACCCAGGUCUCCUGGCCUCCAGUCCAUUGGUCUCUCCACCUCUCCUUGGGCAAAUGUCUGCAGACUACGGCUGACCGUACCUCCUGAGAGUCCAGUGUCUGAGUCAAGUGGAAAGAAGGUUGAAAGAAGAGAGAAGUAUCGUGACCUGAGCAAUGGGGAACCCACCAUGAAACUCCCUCAGGGUGUUGUCUAUGGUGUGGUACGAAGAUCAGAUCAAAACCAGCAGAAAGAAAUGGUGGUGUAUGGGUGGACCACCAAUCAGCUGAAAGAAGAGAUGAACUACAUCAAAGACGUAAGAGCCACUUUGGAAAAUGUAAGGAAGCGAAUGUAUGGAGACUAUGAUGAAAUGAGACAGAAGAUUCGACAACUCACCCAGGAACUGUCAGUUUCACAGGCUCAACAGGAUUAUCAGCAGAAUUACAUCCAAACCCAGUCGUCAGCCCUGGACAGUUUUAAUACCAUGAACUCGGCUUUGGUGUCGGACUCCAUCGGCCUGCAGAAAACCCUUGUGGAUGUUACUUUGGAGAAUAGCAACAUUAAGGCUCAAAUCAGAAAUCUGCAGCAGACAUAUGAAGCCUCCAUGGACAAGCUGCGGGAAAAGCAGAGGCAGUUAGAGGUAGCACAGGUUGAAAACCAGCUGUUGAAAAUGAAGGUGGAAUCCUCCCAAGAAGCCAACGCAGAGGUGAUGAGAGAGAUGACCAGGAAGCUGUACAGCCAGUAUGAAGAAAGGCUGCACGAAGAGCAGCAGAGGCACAGUGCCGAGAGAGAGGCGCUCCUGGAAGAAACCAAUAGUUUCCUGAAAGCCAUUGAAGAAGCCAAUAAAAAGAUUCAAGUGGCAGAGAUCAGCCUAGAGGAGAAGGACCAGAGGAUCGGGGAGCUGGACAGGCUGAUUGAGCGCAUGGAGAAGGAACGCCAUCAACUUCAACUCCAGCUCCUGGAGCAUGAAACAGAAAUGUCAACGGAAAUUACCAAUUCUGACAAAGAAAGGUAUCAGCGGCUGGAGGAGGCAUCGGCCAGCCUCCGGGAGCGGAUCCGACACCUAGAUGACAUGGUGCAUUGCCAGCAGAAGAAAGUCAAGCAGAUGGUUGAGGAGAUUGAAUCACUAAAGAAAAAGGUGCAGCAGAAACAGCUCUUAAUAUUGCAGCUUUUAGAAAAGAUAUCGUUCUUAGAAGGAGAGAAUAAUGAACUACAAAGCAGGUUGGACUAUUUAAUAGAAACCCAGCCCAAGACUGAAGUGGAAACCAGAGAGGUUGGAGUGGGCUGUGAUCUUCCACCCAGCCAAACAGGCAGGACUCGUGAGAUCGCAGUGGCUUCCAGGAAUUAUACCCCAUACACACGAGUCCUGGAGUUAACCAUGAAGAAAACUCUGACUUAAGCACUUGGAGACGUGCACUUUUCACUGAUGGACAAAGGCCCUGGAACCCUGCGGCCUGAAGUCUGGAAAGGGUGACUGUUGCUUCGUCCUAUACACUGUUUAAGCUGCAGUGGAAACUGCUGAGGUUCUGAUCCACUUCUUAAACAUGAAGGAAAGUGGAGGGGGAGGGGGAAGGCAGGAGAGAGAGGUUUCAAGGUCAUAUUUCAAACACCCAACCAGUGUAUGUACCCUGCUGUACUGGGCCGUCAUUAGCUUUCCAUGCGGACACUGAGUCCUGUCAGGAGAAAUCCCUCACUAUUUUCUGUUUUACUAGAAUUCGGCUGGGAGGAAAUAAGGCAUUAUCUUGAAAUUUCAUGUUACUUAUUGCCAGGAUCAUUUGUUACAGCAUGAAGGUUUUAUUUACCCGUAGAAGUAUUAGAGGCGGUGUUUCUCUGCUACAGGGAAGCCUGUCCACAGGAGUGCAGGCACAUGGGGAAAUGUGACCCUGGGAAGGAAGGGGCAGGUGUCGAGGACCUGUGCAGGGGUGUGGGAGCCUCGGCUGCAGCCGGUCCUCGUGUGGGCAAACACGCUUCAUUCUGACGUGCUAACCCCUUGGUUUACUUUGUGCCUUAUGCCUUUCAGGGGCCAGCUGAAAUCACUGUAUUUAUUCAACCUGUGAUUUAUUUUUUCUUUCUUUCUCACUUUAACUGAAAGAGAAUUUUAUAUGUUGUGGAAAUUUAAUCACUUAAUGUUUUUGAUAUCAGUUGGUGUUUUUGUUAAAGGAAUGAGUGAUUUGUUCAAGCAUGCUCUACUUUGAUAUUAUAACCUAUGUCACAUGUUUAAUAAAUGCCAUAUAUUUUGUUCUA
Messenger RNA from Delphinapterus leucas (beluga whale), 4164 nucleotides. Lineage: Eukaryota; Metazoa; Chordata; Mammalia; Artiodactyla; Monodontidae. The record is from RefSeq and is a predicted model, not a curated record.